This is a messenger RNA of Cantharellus anzutake, 1157 nucleotides long. RefSeq lists its product as uncharacterized. Lineage: Eukaryota; Fungi; Basidiomycota; Agaricomycetes; Cantharellales; Hydnaceae. Bases 292 to 672 code for a protein of 126 amino acids. The transcript has 2 exons. The record is from RefSeq and is a predicted model, not a curated record.
CUCUGUCAUUUGAGGAAAGUUGAUCAAUCGUAGGAUAGACACCCUGCCUCUCUCGUUUGGUGCCGCUCCGAGUGGUGACAGGUUGAAUGCAGCCCCCACUCUGCACAGUUUGCAUUGAGUCCGACAUCACCCCAAGAGAACCUCUCACUUCCCCACUCCGGGCACCCUCUACAUCUUCACUCUCCUCUUCCCCAAGUUUCCGGAGCUUUUCGGCUUAAUGCCUCAAAAAAGUAAUCGCCUCUUUCGGUUUGGGCACUGCUUCAACCGUGUUGUGUUCCUCAAGCGAUCGACAUGACACUGCCGAACCGCUCAUAUCCAAGGAUGAGAAGGAGACUACACUUAAGCCUCCUAUGCAGCUUGGCGGUAGUCAUGAUUCGUCCGGUCUUUCCAUAUUCAUCCCAGGCGCAAGGGCCUGGCCUCCAUAACCACACGCUUGAAGAUUCGGCAAGGCCUCAUGAACAGCUCCAGCGAGAUGGAGGUGAUGAUUGUCGUGAACUCGGUGUCCGAAUAUGCCUAUUCGAAUGCGGGCGUUUAACUACGCGAUUCAUACGGUUCGGGGACAAACAUGCGAGGAAGCACCCGUGUCUUGUGCUUCAUAUUACUCGAGAUUGGAUGCCAGAUUCCGGUCGUCGAAUUGGUUGCCUUUGGGGUCAUACUCGUUGGGUGAGUUGAUGUCCCCACACUAUUUAUCCUCUUCUAGGCAAUUGUCUCUGGUGACUCUAGUGAUCAGAACCUUCCCUAUGAUAUAUCAAGCGAAGGAGUUGUGUUGGAUUUAUUGCAACCGGCUCCAUUGCUUAAGUUUGGCACCGUUUUCGAAACCGACUUCAUCGAAUGCCGCCUUGACGAUCGUUCUGAAAAAUCCAUUAUUUGUUCCCCUAUCCUAUCGGAGGUACUAAAGAAGGAAAAUCAUUUCUAUUUAUCAACUCUUGGGGUUAUUCGUGGACAUAUUUAGCACUAGUUACACCAAAGGGGAGCCAAUGCCUCCGCCUCUUACAGAGCUGACCCGUGCCCGAAUUGGGAACACACUCGACUUCCAUAGUCCCAAAUGAAGGGCAGUUCUAGAUAUUUCCAGCCUAAAGACUCAGAUCGUGCUGCAUCCAUGGGAACUGCAGAUCGUUAAAUCACUCGCUCCGCCUUCCGUUGAACAUUGCAAGCAC